AUGGUGCAGUGUGAUGGCUGCGAUAAGUGGUUUCACUUUGUAUGUGUGCAGGUUACGGAGGACAUCGCUAACGUCAGUUGGGUUUGCCCGUUCUGCAAGACCACAUUCGUCCCCCCCACCAGUUCCACCAAGCGAAAGACCGAACAGCAUCAAAACCAUCCAACGGGAAACAGGACGCCAUCGGUUGGAUCCAAGAGCAAGGUUGGAUCUGCUCGAAGUGAAACAAGGCGGUUGAGGGAACUCGAACUUCGAAGGCUCGAGGAAGAGUUCGAAAUGGAGAAGCGGUUUCUUGAACAAAGGUACAAGGUUCUAAAGGAAUACGGUAGCGAAUCAUCGUCAGUGGCGGAGAUCAAUGAAUCAGACCACGCGGCGAAAGUAGAGGAGUGGUUAGCUGAAACGGAACGUGCCGGCGAAGCUGAAGAUUCCGGAUUAGAUGCAGAGGAGGCAAAUGGGCACAUACCGAACGUCUCGGAUAAGCUCGAGGAGCACCAAGCUCUGGAUGUCGUCCAGCAGAUUCGGAAUCCAUCAACUAUUCAUACCAAGCAGCGUGAUGCGCGCUCCCAGGUAUGUCUUCAGGCGCAGUUGGCACAACAGCAAGAUCAAGUGGUUCAGCCGUUCGUAUCUCCAUCGGCACAAGAUGCACAGCAGCACCAGGGCCUUAUGUACCAGCUUCGAUUGACUUCAACUCGUUCUGGUCCAUUUGCCCAUCAGCAACGUAACAGCAGAGCGACGGUCAUGCCUCCUUCAAUCCCAGAAGCUUCCUUCCAGCAGCCAACACGAGAGCUGCCAGCUCUAGAGUUCGCCCAAAUGAGCAUCCACGCCCGACCGAUGUUUCCAGCGGAAUUAGGCGAUGGCUUCCCGCAACAUGCGUCGCAUCAUUCUUCACGGAAUCGACCUCAGACAAAUCCAAGGCCGGCGUUCAUCUCUUCGACGAUGUCCGGUAUCCGGAUAGGUCACAAUACCGCAACUCGUACUCAGCCGCAAAUUGAUAGCCAAGCGACGGAUAUACCUUCUGCAAUUCCAGCAGCAUACUUCCACCAGCCAGCACGAGAGCUGCCAGCUCUCCAGUUCGCCCAAAUGAACGUUCAAGCUAGACCGUCAUGCCCAGCGGAAUUUGGUGAUGGCUUCUCGCAUCGACCACAGACCAUGAAUCCAAGACCGGCGUUCAUCCCUUCGACGAAUCCCGGUAUCCAGACCAUGAAUCCAAGACCGGCGUUCAUCCCCUCGACGAAUCCCGGUAUCCAGACGGGGCACAAUACCUUCAUUCCAGGUCAGCAAUCAACACCGAUACGACCUGAUCACUCGCAACAAGGUGAAGUAGCGACGAUCCCCUACGAGACAGUGUGCGUUCUCAACCGAAGUCAGAUUGCGGCGCGUCAGGCGGUUUCAAGAGAUCUGCCCGAGUUUGACGGUACAUUGGAGGACUGGCCGCUAUUCUACGCCAUGUUUAACUCGUCUACGCAGAUGUGCGGAUUCACAAACGAGGAGAACAUGUUAAGACUGCGGAAGUGCCUGAAAGGAAAGGCAUUGGAUGCUGUUAGAUGCGAGUUACUUCACCCGUCGAAUGUAGCGGAUAUACUGUCUACACUUAAGAUGCUCUUUGGACGAUCAGAAGCGAUCAUUCUAUCCAUCGUUAAAAGAAUCAGAAGUCUUCCAUCACCGAACAUGGAGAAGCUCGAAACGGUAGUCAAUUUUGCAUUGACAGUGAAGAACAUGAUCGCGACGGUCCGAGCGUGUGAAGUUGAAGAUUUUAUUUUCAACGCGUCUCUCCGGUAUGAGCUAGUGGAACGUCUGCCGGCAUCUCUGAAGCUGGACUGGGCGAGAAUUGCUCGUGGUAUCCCAAACCCAAAUCUCGCCGACUUCAGUGCAUGGUUAUAUACCGUAGCGGAAGAUGCUAGCACGGUGAUGCCUACUUCAGGUCAUGAUCAGCGAAGUCGAAAUGUCAAGAAGGACGGGUACCUAAAUUUUCAUUCCGAAUCGGACUCAAGCGACGCGAAACCAUCUGAGUUACUCAGUGAACCAAUACGGGUUGUAACAGAUCCCGAGAAAAACCUGUGUGUGGUGUGCAAGGGCAACUGUUCGACGGUUUCACGGUGUAACAGAUUUGAGGGUUUCAGCUACGAUUCGAAGUGGGCAACAGUUAAGGAAUGCAAGCUAUGCCGAAAGUGUCUUCGCAAACACAACGGCUCCUGCAAACAGCAAAAACAAUGCGGCAUAAAUGGGUGCAUAUACUUGCACCAUCCUUUACUCCACAAUCAGAAUAGCCACCAGGAUAAGGCGUCAACAUCAAAGCUACCGAUGUUUCCUUCUGAACCGAAACACCCGGAACAAAGUUGUAAUCUGCAUCAAGGACAGUCGGCAGUAUUAUUUCGCAUUCUCCCUGUCAUACUGUAUGGACCGGAGAAGGAGGUGAAGACUUAUGCAUUUAUCGACGAUGGAUCCGAGCUAACUUUGAUGGAACAAAGCCUGGCAGAAGAGCUUGGUGUCGAAGGACCUAGAAAGCCCCUGUGCUUGAAGUGGACGGGUGGUACGCGGAAGGUAGAGAAUAAAUCGCAGCAGGUGAAUCUACGAAUCUCUGGGGCAAGAAGCUCGACGAAGUAUGAACUUUCAGGGAUUAACACGAUCUCCUCUCUACAAAUACGACCGCAAACAUUGCUAACUUCUGUUCUACAGGAGAAAUACGCGCAUCUGUCUGGGCUUCCACUUGAGGACUACCACGACGUCAGUCCACGAAUUCUAAUUGGCUUGGACCAUGCCAAUCUCGGGUACGGAAUGAAGAGUCGCGAAGGUGAUCGAAACGAACCGAUCGCGGUGAAGACUCGUUUGGGAUGGACGGUUUACGGUAACUGCACCGGGAAGGAAGAAAUCGGUAAUCACGUGAACUUCCACGGCGUCCAAAGGUGCGACUGUACACAGGAGUAUGAUGAUGGCCUGCACAGAAUAAUGAAAUCAUACUUUGCGUUGGAUAGCAUGGGAGUUAUCAAACCGAACAAACUUCUCCUCUCUCAGGAAGAUCAGCGUGCCCAUACGUUGUUAGAGUCCCUCACCCGUUCAACAAAUAAGCACUACGAGUGUGGUUUACUCUGGAAAUACGAUCACGUCCGACUUCCGGACAGCGAAGCGAUGGCUUUUAGGCGAUGGAAGUGUCUAGAAACCCGAUUGAGCAAGGAUCAAAUAUUAGCAGACUAUCUUGAGACGAAGAUCCAGGAACACGUCAGUAAGGGCUACGUAAGGAAGUUGACUCCAGAAGAACUACAAGUACGUCAUGCACGAAUCUGGUACCUUCCUAUCUUCGUAGUUGCUAACCCGAACAAACCGGGUAAGUUUCGUCUGGUGUGGGAUGCCGCAGCAACCGCUUUCGGCGUUUCCCUAAAUUCAGUCCUGUUGAAGGGUCCAGACCAGCUGACUUCGCUUCUUUCAGUACUGAUUCGCUUCCGUGAGUUCAAGGUAGCAGUGAGCGGUGACAUCAAAGAGAUGUUUCACCAAGUUCGAAUGCGAGACGAAGAUCAGCACUGCCAACGUUUCUUUUGGAAAAAUAGCAAUGAGUCUGAGCCGAGCGUGUACGUCGUUCAGGUAAUGACCUUCGGGGCAUGUUGCUCGCCAAGUACUGCGCAACAUGUAAAGAACACCAACGCAAAACGAUUCGAGCAAGAGUACCCAGAAGCAGUGGACGCUAUCAUCAAGCAGCAUUACGUUGAUGACAUGCUCGUAAGCACGGAGACGGAAGAAGAGGCAGUGAAACUGGCUCAGAAUGUGAAAAAGAUCCACGAGCAAGCAGGAUUUGAAAUACGCAACUGGAUAUCUAACUCUGGUACGGUAAUAGCGACAUUGAAGGAGGUAACGGCGAAGGAGAAAAAUCUUAACAUCGGCGACGAAACUACAACAGAAAAGGUGCUCGGAAUGUGGUGGAACACUUCAACCGAUUGCUUCACAUACAAAGUUUCGUCCCGCUAUGAUCAAGUUCUGCUAUCAGGUUGUCGUCGACCAACGAAACGUGAAGUUCUACGCACACUGAUGAUGAUAUAUGACCCUUUGGGGUUGAUUGCACAUCUAUUAAUGUUCCUGAAGGUUCUUCUUCAGGAAAUUUGGAGAACAUCAGUCGGCUGGGAUGACCAAAUCGAAGACGCACAGUUCGAGAAGUGGCUGACAUGGCUCGCGGUCUUUCCGAAGAUGGGACUGGUGGAAGUUCCACGAUGUUACCGGACAUUGACAACGGUAAGGGCUAAAGCAGAGAUGCACACGUUCGUGGAUGCAAGCGAGAACGGCUUUGCAGCGGUCGUAUAUCUAAGAUUCCAAGAACGGGAUGCUAUCGAAUGCUCAUUAGUAGGAGCAAAAACUAGAGUAGCACCCCUUAAAUUCUUGUCCAUCCCAAAGUCCGAACUUCAAGCAGCUCUACUCGGCGUUCGAUUAGCGGAUACAAUACUGGCCUCUCUUUCUAUCAAGAUCAGCAAGCGAUACUUUUGGACAGAUUCCAAAGAUGUAUUAUGCUGGUUGAGAUCCGACCAUCGCCGAUAUAGCCAGUUUGUAGCAUUCCGCGUCAGUGAAAUCUUGGAGUCGACCGACGUUAAUGAUUGGCGAUGGAUUCCGACGAAACUGAACGUCGCCGAUGAAGGAACAAAGUGGACCCGAGUUCCCGAUUUAUCAACGGCCAGUCGUUGGUUUCGUGGUCCAGAAUUGCUUCGACAAGACGGAGACGCCUGGCCCGAAAUCCCUAAUCUCGGAAAACCGACGACAACAGAGCUUCGUCCGCAUCUACUUCUUCAUGCACCAACGGUGGACCCGGUCGUUAAUCCGCAAAAAUGCUCCAAAUGGGUUCCACUCCUACGUCGCGUAGCAUUCAUAUUCAGAUAUAUCGGUAACUUGCAGCGAUCUUCGAGACGAGAACGAUGUUUUGCUGGACCGCUGACACAGGAAGAACUGACUAAAGCGGAAAACUAUUUGUACCGCCAAGCACAGUCAGAGAAUUACGCCGAUGAGAUCGCAACGUUGACUGAGAGUUACUUCUCGAAAGGAGAGCAAAAAAAGAUAAUCAGAAAUAACCUGCUCUUUCGCGGCGCCUUCCUGGACGAAAACGGUGUUGCUCGCGUCCGGGGUCGAACAAAGGCAUGUUUAUUCAUUGAUCGUGAUGCUGCUGAACCCAUUAUUCUUCCUCGGAAACACCACAUCACCCAACUGAUCAUCGCCGACACACACGAGCGCUUCAACCAUCAAAACCACGAGACAAUCGUCAACGAAGUCUUGCAGCGCUACCGUAUUCCUCGGCUGAAAGCAACGUAUCAUGCAAUCCGGAGAAACUGUCAACGAUGCAAAAAUGAUCGAGCGAAACCACAACCUCCAGCGAUGGCUGACCUUCCGCAGUCACGUUUGGCUGCAUUUAGCCGCCCGUUUACCUACAUGGGGGUGGAUUAUUUCGGUCCAAUACUGGUCCUGGUAGGACGACAUUCGGAAAAACGGUGGGGGGUUCUCGCCACCUGUCUAACUACUCGCGCCAUUCACUUGCAGAUAGCUUACACACUGACUACCGACUCUUGUAUUAUGGCAAUUCGAAAUGUCAUGGCUAGGAGGGGUGUCCCAGCAGUCAUCUACAGCGAUCGGGGAACUAAUUUCCAGUCUACAAGCAAGCUGCUCAAGGCAGCAAUCCAGCAGCUCGAUCACGACAGACUGGCAAGCGAGUUUACAUCAAGCCGCACUCAGUGGGCUUUCAACCCACCGGUUUCACCAAUAUGGGAGGAGCAUGGGAACGGUUGA
Messenger RNA from Topomyia yanbarensis, 5748 nucleotides. RefSeq lists its product as uncharacterized. The transcript has a single exon. Bases 1 to 5748 code for a protein of 1915 amino acids. The record is from RefSeq and is a predicted model, not a curated record. NCBI's taxonomy places the organism in Eukaryota, Metazoa, Arthropoda, Insecta, Diptera, Culicidae. Gene Ontology annotation, molecular function: nucleic acid binding.